AUGCCGCGACCACCAACUGUGGUAUGCUACAUUUGCCAACGUGAAUUCGGCACCGCCUCCAUCGGCAUCCAUGAGAAGAAUUGUCUUAAAAGGUGGCGCGAGGCUAACAAUAGGCUACCACCCUCUGAACGUCUCCCUGAGCCUAUAAAGCCAGCUAAUCAUCUUUCCAACGCUCCAGACACCCAAGUUACAGCUAGCACACCUGUGGGUUUCGUAGACAACCGACAGAUCAAAACCACCGGUGAAGAUCCCAACCUAGAGAUUUACAACACUGUUGCCGCCCAAACAAAAACCCUCACCACCUGUCCCAAAUGCGGUCGUCAUUUUGCAUCCGAUCGACUUAAAGUCCACCAGGCACACUGUAAACCUUCGCCCAAACCUGCUCGUCGGCACACCUACGAGGCGCGUAGACCCGACGUGGAGGUUCAACUCCUUCACACCCCUUUAGGAGGCAAAGCUUCCGUUCCCAAAAGCACCAUUAAACGAACAACUAAUAAUGAUGAUGGUCUUGUCGCGUGUAAAACCUGCGGUCGAACUUUUGCUUCUGACCGAAUUGAACGUCACCAGACCGCGUGCCGUGUCACACCUGCCAAACCGACAGGACGCAGACGUUCAACCUCAAUAAACCAAGCGCAGCCGAGCCAGACUGUGCUGACUUGCGGUAGCUGCGGUGCCAAAGUUACUGCGGGAGAGAAGUUUUGCUCGCGCUGUGGAACCCCGCUACCUCCAAUGUGCUCACAAUGCGGUACCCUUCUGGUCGAGGGAGUUAAAUUUUGCUCCAACUGCGGUCGACCAGUUCAGUCGAACAGAAAUAACGUCAAUUUGAGAAAAAUUCCGACCUUGCGGAAAACCCAACGGUGCAAGAAGCCCACCGAAUCCCGAUGA
Hydatigera taeniaeformis is the source of this 885-nucleotide messenger RNA. The record is from the annotation of a GenBank genome assembly. Lineage: Eukaryota; Metazoa; Platyhelminthes; Cestoda; Cyclophyllidea; Taeniidae.